GAAUCUCUCUUUCUAACAACAAACCGCAAAGAAGCAAGUUGACUGGUUCAGCGCUGCUCAAAAUAAAAAGAUUUGAAUAACUCGACCAGAGAAUUUGCUAAGAAAUGGCUGCUGCACCCAAGGAUAUUGAGAAGCCCCAUGCCGGAGAUUCUACCUCUGUGCACCGCAUUCGCAUCACCCUGACCUCCAGGAAUGUUCGCUCCUUGGAGAAUGUGUGCCGUGAUUUGAUCAACGGUGCCAAGAACCAGAACCUGCGUGUCAAGGGCCCCGUACGCAUGCCAACCAAGACCCUACGCAUCACCACCCGUAAGACACCUUGCGGUGAGGGUUCCAAGACAUGGGAUCGUUUCCAGAUGAGAAUCCACAAGCGUAUCAUCGACUUGCACUCUCCCUCGGAGAUUGUCAAGAAGAUCACUUCCAUCAACAUCGAGCCCGGUGUAGAGGUUGAGGUUACCAUUGCCAACUAAACGAACACUUUUCAUCGAGAAGAAGUUCUCAAUAAAACGCAGAAAACAGUUUUUAAAAAAGAAAAAAUGUGUCUUAGUAUCGAUUUAUUGUGCACUAUUUAAGGGAAAUUUCUUUUUUUUGGAAUGAAAUUUAUAAUUAGUAGUAGUCAGGCACUGGAGCACAGGCGAUCUUGACAAAAUCAGCAUAA
Molecule: messenger RNA, 655 nt
Organism: Drosophila willistoni
Lineage: Eukaryota; Metazoa; Arthropoda; Insecta; Diptera; Drosophilidae
Gene: RpS20
Product: 40S ribosomal protein S20
Exons: 4
Coding region: 105-467 (120 amino acids)
Biological process (GO): translation
Cellular component (GO): ribosome; cytosolic small ribosomal subunit
Molecular function (GO): RNA binding; structural constituent of ribosome
Source: RefSeq, a predicted model, not a curated record